This is a messenger RNA of Rhinocladiella mackenziei CBS 650.93, 495 nucleotides long. RefSeq lists its product as uncharacterized. Gene Ontology annotation, cellular component: membrane. Lineage: Eukaryota; Fungi; Ascomycota; Eurotiomycetes; Chaetothyriales; Herpotrichiellaceae. Gene Ontology annotation, biological process: transmembrane transport; carbohydrate transport. The record is from RefSeq and is a predicted model, not a curated record. Gene Ontology annotation, molecular function: carbohydrate:proton symporter activity. The transcript is spliced from 2 exons. Bases 1 to 495 code for a protein of 164 amino acids.
AUGAUAGCAAUUACACAUCAAGUCCCGCCACAGGAGCUUCAGCACUCCAAACAACGCCAGUUCCGUUUCUACAAUGUGCUCAUGGUAGUUCUCAUGUCAUUUGGCUCUAUUGAAUAUGGCUGCAGUGCAUCCAUCAUUGCCACUACCCUGGCUCAGCCGUCUUUCAUCUCCUAUUUCAAACUUGAUACUCGAGACAAUGCCACCGAAUUGAUCGCGACCACCAACGGACUCUACCAAGCCGGUGGCUUCUUUGGAGUGUGGACGGUCUCAUUUCUCUCUGAUCGCUGGGACGCAGGUUCUCGAUUGGCUUAUCUGCGUUUUGGGGCCUUUAUGAUCGUGACCGCCAUCCCGAUCUGGAUGAACGAAGUGGUCCCGCCCCAGGCCCGCGGGAUACUCGUGGAUUGCCACAACGUGGGCUUCCUUUUGGGCUAUACCUUGGCCACGGUCUUCGGCUACGCGUUCUACCACCUUCCCAAAGACAACACCUGGGGCUGA